Drosophila santomea is the source of this 998-nucleotide messenger RNA. RefSeq lists its product as uncharacterized. NCBI's taxonomy places the organism in Eukaryota, Metazoa, Arthropoda, Insecta, Diptera, Drosophilidae. The record is from RefSeq and is a predicted model, not a curated record. The transcript has 2 exons. The coding region runs from base 437 to 895 and encodes 152 amino acids.
UAGCCGACCGAUUAUGUGUUCCAUCCUUGUCUAGGGGAGUGCUAACUUGCUCUCCUUUCAAACAACACGUUUGCACCAAAUGCCACCCGCUUUUUAUACGCUUGCUUCGCGGAAAAAGAACUUGGGAAUUUUAAGGGCGCAGUGCACGGAAAUUAGUGAUAUGCAGAUAGCAAAUUCUACAUAGUGUGCAUCAAUACCUAAUAAUGACAUCUAAUUUUGCAUAACUUAUUUAAAAUUUGCCUUUAACAUUGACACUGAAAUUAAUGGGCUGACUGAUUUCCCGUUUUGGGUACCUGCAACGUGACAUUGGCGAUUGACUCCAAAUGACCACAAGGGCCACCGAUGACCCAGUCAUUAACCACACGACCACGUUUAACCACCCAAAAUUAUUUAAUCCAUACACGUAGUUCCCGAAAAACAUAUAAAAAGACUGGACAUGAACAUCGAAGCCAAUAUGUGCAGCUACAUGAAGUCAUCCUGUUCCUUGCUGGUCCUAAUCCUGGCACUUGGAGCGGUUUCAGCUCAGCCGGCGAGACUGGCAAAGCAACUACAGAAACAGCAGGCAGCACCGUACCCAUCCGCCGAGGAACUGAAGCCAGAGGUGCCAUUCGAGGAAGGAGUGCCCGAUCAGACUUAUGGACCACCGGAUCUGACCUACGGACCACCGCCCACCGAUGCAGUCGAGCAGCUACCCAGCGAUGAGGAGCCGCAAGACUUUACACCCGAUCCGGAUGCAGAGGAGGUGCAGCCCAUCCAGCAGUCUCCCGCUCGCCUGACCAAGCAGAUUAGGAGUGGUCCACGAUCUCAAGGACUGAUUUUGCUAUCUUCGAGUCCAUUGAGAGUGGCUAAUUCCAAUGGAAUCCCAUUUCCAGUGACCAUUCAAGCCCUGUGGUAGGAAUACUAAAGAACACUCUUGGUACUGAUUUUUAUAAACGUUAUGUUAAUUAUUGUCUUUGUUACCGGUUGAACUAUUAAAGAACAUUUGUUGAUACACCGAA